ACAUUCGACUAGUAAUACUUUGAAAGUACAAAAAAGUGUGUACAUGUACCUCCGGUUAUUCGUGAAGAGUUAUUAUCAAAUUAGCUGUAACUUAAUUAGCUGUAAAAAAAGCAAGUAACGUAUAAUAUGGGACGUAGCCGUUCACCUUCACCAGGAAGAAGAAGAGAUCGAUCCCGAGAACGAGACCGGGAACGAGAACGAGACAGGGAUCGGAGAAGGAGACGCUCCCGUGAAAGAAGAAGAAGAUCGGCUGAACGGGAUCGAGUAAAGUCAAGGGAUAGGGAAAGGGAUCGCGAUCGUGAACGAGAAAGGCAUAGACGUUCAUACAGUAGAUCCAGGUCAAGAGAAAGAGACAGGCCUAAACCUAAACUGAAACCUACAACGGCAGAACGACCUGUAAUUACAGAGGCUGAUUUACAAGGGAAAACACCAGAGGAACAAGAAAUGAUGAGAAUAAUGGGUUUUUGUGGUUUCGACACUACUAAAGGCAAAAAAGUUGAAGGAAAUGAUGUAGGAGCUGUGCAUGUUAUUCUGAAGAGAAAGUAUAGACAGUACAUGAACAGAAAAGGAGGAUUCAACAGACCGCUAGAUUUUGUAGCAUAA
Habropoda laboriosa is the source of this 603-nucleotide messenger RNA. RefSeq names its product U4/U6.U5 small nuclear ribonucleoprotein 27 kDa protein (gene ytr). Gene Ontology annotation, cellular component: precatalytic spliceosome. Lineage: Eukaryota; Metazoa; Arthropoda; Insecta; Hymenoptera; Apidae. The record is from RefSeq and is a predicted model, not a curated record. Gene Ontology annotation, biological process: RNA splicing. The coding region runs from base 127 to 603 and encodes 158 amino acids. The transcript has 3 exons.